UUUUAUUCUUUGGACUUCUACCAAUUGCGCCGAUCAUUUAUUGGUGUAAUUUUAGUGUAAUAAAUCGCAAUCAUAACUUAAUAAUCAUAUUUAAGCGAAAUAGAAUAAAUCUUUAUAGAUAUAAUUAUAAGACGUUGUUUAGAAUAUGGUUCGGAAUGACGUUUUUCGAUAUUAAUUGAAUGAAAAAAAAAAAAGAUAAAAUGGAAAGUAAAGAAAAUACUCAGACAAAUGUAUUUUUGUCAGAAUACAUACCUUCAAAAACAUUUAUAUUUUCUGAACCAUAUACAUUUAAUGCUCCUAAGCAGAUAAUGGAUAUAUCUGGGAAAAAUUCAUUUACUUUUGCUAUGCCAAUAUUAGCAACACAAUCUAAUAAUCAAGAUAUAUGUGUUUUUCAACCGGAUAUAUGUGAGAAGCAAUAUAAACCAAAAAUUUCAAGAAAUUCUUAUAAAUCUGCUGUUAAUGUAUUUGCUCAAGCACUUAAAGAUACUGCAAUGUUUGAGCAAUUAAAAAAAAAUUCUAGAUCACAAAUUACUAAAAUUAAUCCAGAAAAUUCAAUAACAUGUACAAAUGUACCUCAAUCAUUACUUACUAAAGUAACAGCAAAAGAAUAUUUUAUUCAAUUCGGAAAUCUUUUAAAAAUAACUAUACGUCCUAAAAAACAAAUAAUUACAGUUAUCUAUGCUACCAACGAAGAAGCAAAUGUAGCUUAUAAUAAAAGUGGUGAAUAUUUGGGUGAAAAAUUUAAUAUAGAAUGGACAAAAUUAUCUUCUUUGCCAAAAUCUCCUACAAAGAAAAAAGAUUUACAAAAAAAUAUUGUAUCACAAAUUGUAUCUAAUUUUUUUAAAUCAUCAGAUGAUGAAAUCAGAUCAGAAAUAGAUGCUAUGACAAAUUUAGAAUAUAAUGUACACAGUAGAAAUAAUUUUAGUGGAACUUUAAGUAAAAAACAUAAACCAUUACAAUCAAAAAAUAUAUCAAAGUCAGUUACAAGAUUAACAAAAGCUGAAAAACAUAAAUCUGAUAGUCAAAUAUCUGAUCUAUUACCUAAUGCCACAAUUGAAGAACUACAAAAUAUAAUUCAACAACCUGCACAUACUUCCGAAGAUAGAUAUAAAGUAUUAGAAGCAAGAGAUCGACUUAUACGAAUGAGACAAGUUAGAUCACAUACAUUAGCAGCAGCUAAAGUAAUGAUUGGAACAUGUCCUGAUAUGUGUCCUGAAAAAGAACGUUUAAUGCGUGAAUCAAAAAGACAAGUGGCAUUAUACGAACAACUUGAAACCAAUGAAUAUGGAAUAAAUCAUAUGAGAGCAGUCAAACAAUAUUCUAGAUCUUCUGCAGAUCAAGAAGAACCAAUGGCUCAUGAAUUAAGACCAGUAAAAUCUUUAAAAAUGACUAUGAGUUAUUUAUUACAUGAAAUAGUAAAUCUUUGUGAUAAACAAGGAACAAACUUGGGAGACUGGUAUUAUUUUUUAUGGGAUAGAACAAGAGGAAUUCGAAAAGAUAUAACACAACAAGAAUUAUGUUGUAUUGAUAGCGUGGAAUUAGUUGAACAAUGUGCUAGAUUUCAUAUAGUAUGUUCUGAAAGAUUAUGUGCUGAAGAAACAUCUGUUUUUGAUAAAAGAAUCAAUUCAGAUAAUUUAACAAAAUGUUUACAAUCAUUAAAAUAUAUGUAUCAUGAUUUGAGAGUAAAGGAAAUUAAUUGUAAAAAUGAACCUGAAUUUUGGGCAUAUAUUAUUUUAUUAAAUUUAAAUAAUGGCAAUUUUAUGUGGGAUUUACAAAGAUUGCCAAACAAUAUACAAAAAUCAUCAGAAGUUCAAUUUGCAUUAGAAAUAUAUUCUGCUCUUGAAUCAAAUAAUUAUUAUAAAUUUUUUAAACUUGUUCAAAAAACUACAUAUUUAAAUGCAUGCAUCUUACUCAGAUAUUUUAAUCAAGUAAGAUUAAAAGCAUUAUCAGUAUUAGUCAAAGCUUAUUGUAGAACGGCAUCAACAGCAUAUCCAUUAUACGAAUUGAUUGAUAUUUUAGGUUUUGAGGAUGAAAAUGAAGCUAUAUAUUUUUGUGAACAGGUUGGUUUAAGCGUUUCAAAAGAUGACUUACACGUAUUAUUGAAUCGACAUAAUUUUAGUAUGCCUGUAUUAAAUAUAAAACAAAAGAGAGCACACAAUUUAAUAGAUUCUAAAAGAAUUAUACAACAUUUAUCUAUUGGAGAAUGUAUAGCAGGAGGAAAAAUGCCAGAAAAAACUUAUAAAUAUCAUAAACCUCACAAUAGUUUUGAUUUACAUGGUUAUUUAAUGCCUAAUUCUAUUAAUGCAGAAGAUCAAAAUAAAAAUAUUAUUUUUACAUCAAAUGAUCCAUAUGAGUUUAGAGAUGAAGAUGUAGUACAAAAUGAAUCAUUAAAAGAAAUAUUGGAAAAAAGUCAAAACAAUAAUGAAAAUAUGGUUAAUAUUGAACACACAACAUUAAAAUGUAUUUCAAACAUUGAAGCAGAUACAAAUCUUUUAACAUCCAUAAAAUCUAAUUCUGAUGAAUCUUGUCUCUCUAAAUCUCAUGCAGAAAUCAAUAAAUCUCAGACACACACAAAUUUGAACAUAUUAGUAAAAUCAAAACCAGAAAAUCAGAAAAAUUCAAACACAUUUAGUUUCAUAUCCAAACAGCAUUUAAAUGAAUCUUCUGUUUCACCUAAUAUAUUUAAUGUAACAUCAACAAUUUCAAAUACUUCUAAUGUAUUUGCUAAACAAUUUGAAUCGUCAUCAAAUCAUGAUAAAUCUCCUUUUGUAAUAACUAUAAAUAAAAACAUAUUUUCAACAAUGCCACAAGGAAAUAUAUUUACGAAAAAUCUUACACCUUCCACUGUUCCAAAAUCACUAAAUAUUAUAAAUUCUGUAAGUAUGACUAAAAAUAUAUCAAAAGAAGCACCAGAAUUUAUGAAUAAAACCGAAAUAAGAAAACAAAUUGUACAAGAUGAAAAAAUAGAAAAAUUAAAAGUAGAACAAGAAUCUAUUAAAAAAACACAAGAAAUUAAUGAUACUGCAAAAGAUAUUUUAAAUAUUUUAGAAACAGAAAUAAUAAAAACAUGUUGUUCUACUAUAGUGAAAGAAGAAAUGGAUAAAAUAUAUAUUUACAAUACACUUGGUGAAGAUAUUAAUAAUAAAGUUUUAAAUGAAGUAACUUAUGAAAUUUGCAAUAAUUUAUUAAAGGAAGAAAUCAAUGUUCAAAAAUUAUAUGAAAUGUCAAUGAAAAUAAAAAAUAGAGUAAUUAUAAAAUAUUUAAAAAAGUGGAAAUGUAAUACAUUAAAAAAAAAACAACAAAGAAGAGCAUUAGAAAAUACACCAGUAUGGUUACAAAAAUAUUCUAGUGAACAAUGUGCAAAAUUAUUAUACUCUAAGGAACAAGAUAUAGUUAUUAAAAACAUGUGUAAAAAACAAGAUGAACAAAAAGAUAUCAAAUAUUAUUUUGAAUCUUUAGCACCAAUUAAAGUUAUUAUUUACAUUGGUAUUAAAGAAUACUUAAAAACUUUAGACAUUAAUAUACAAUCCAACUAUUAUUGGAAAUUAGUUAUUUCAUGGCCAAAUUUACACAAUAAAACAGUUUUAUGGCAUUAUAAAAAAAUAAUGAAUCAAUAUCUUUGUCCUGAAGAUUAUACUACAGAACCUAUUAUAAUAUUAUAUCAACCAAAUCAAGUUGAAACAUUGCAUAUAUGUAUUAGACAUUUUGAAGGUCUUAUUAGCGAUCAUAAUUUAAUAGGAUCAGACGCUCUUUUAUUCAUAGCAGAUGCUUCUGAAGAAAUUAAAUUUGUUGUAAAACGUUUAAUGAAUGCUGUAUUAGCAAGAGAUAAACUUAUGCCUAUACCACUUGUAUUUAUUAUUUUUGGUCAUUCAAUCUUUCAAACCCAAGAUGGAGAAAUUAUUUCUAGUUUGGAAAAAUUGUUGAAAUCUGGAUAUUUAUCAGUAUACACAAUUAUCCAUGAAAAAGAUUUGACUGAGAAAACAAUUUUAAAUUUAACACAAAGUGCAAUACUUUGGUUAUCCAUAAAUAAAUCUUCUCAAAAUCCACUAGAAAUGAAUUAUUUACAAAAUAUUUAUGAUACUUAUUUAACAGAAGAUUUAUGGUUAAGGAUAUAUGAUAACUCAUUUUUUAAUGAAAAGUUAUUACAUGCUUUAGAGGAACCUAAUUUUAUAAUUAAUUUACAUAAUGAAGCAGUUUCUCAUAUAAUAGAUAUAAUAUUAAGCCCAGAAACUUUUAUGUAUACAAAAUUUGCUCCAGAAUUAAAAAAAUUUGUCAAAAAUCAAUAUAUGAUGCCAUGUAGUUAUGAAUAUUUUGAUGAUGUUUGGAAAAAUGAAGAUUAUAAAGCAAAAUUAGAAAAAGUGAUGUCUAGUUUUAAGCUACCUCAAUGGAAGUAUUCAUGGCCUAUAAAUAAUAAUAUCAUAUUUCAUCAAAAUAUAACAAAUUACUGUCAAGAAGCAUUAUUUAUUUCUGACAGUAAUGAAAUAUCUUGUAAUAUAUUAAGUAACAUUUUUAUUACAACAGGAAUUUCCACUAUAUCAAAUUUUAUCAACAUUUUAUUGUAUAUUAUUAAGCAAAAAAUACAUCUUCUUGAUAAAGAUUUAAAAGUAAUCUAUAAUAAGAAUUAUAUGAAAUACUUUCAGACAUUACCAUGGUGGUUGAAAUCCAAUCUAUUAAUUCAAUAUAAGAUUGUAUCAAAAAAUGUUAAUAUUCAAGAAACUGAAAAAGAAAAUAGAAAAAAGAAUAAUAUUAAUGAACCAGUAGUAAAAAAACGGAAAUUAAAUAAAUAUCAAGAAAGUAAUGUUGAAUUUGAAUCAUUAGCAACAUUUUGUGAAAAUAGUCGUAGUCAAAUUAUGGAAGUGCAUUGCAUUUCAAAAAAAAUUGAAAAUCGUUUAAAGGAACAUCAACAACAAAGUUAUUCAUUUGAAAAAAAAUUAAAAGAUGCUUUAUUUAAUGAAUAUUUAAUGAAAUGAAAUAUUUUUUAACAAAAUGUAACAUAUAAAAAAGUUAAUAUUAUAUUUAUAAUACUUUAUAAAAUCUAUUGUGUUUACAGUAUUAUAUAAGAAAUAAUGAAUUCAUGUAUAUACUAUAAGUAAUAUUUAACUCUUUAACAUAUAAUUAUAUCAUAUAAUUCAUUCCUCUGAAUAUUACAUUGUAAAAAAUAAAUGGGUAAAGUAUAAUAUUUAUUACAAAAUUGUGAAGUUAUAUAUUAUUUUAAUUAUGAAAAUUGAAAUGAAUAGUAUUUUUAUUCCUUUUACUCAGAAAAAGUAAAUAUUGUAUUGCUAAGAAAUGCUCUGAAGUUUUUGGAUUAUACAAAAGCAAAUCUGUACAAAUC
Messenger RNA from Apis dorsata (giant honeybee), 5332 nucleotides. RefSeq lists its product as uncharacterized. The record is from RefSeq and is a predicted model, not a curated record. Gene Ontology annotation, molecular function: nucleic acid binding. The transcript is spliced from 3 exons. Gene Ontology annotation, biological process: mRNA export from nucleus. NCBI's taxonomy places the organism in Eukaryota, Metazoa, Arthropoda, Insecta, Hymenoptera, Apidae. Gene Ontology annotation, cellular component: transcription export complex 2; nucleus; cytoplasm. The coding region runs from base 180 to 4970 and encodes 1596 amino acids.